Messenger RNA from Filobasidium floriforme, 1434 nucleotides. RefSeq lists its product as uncharacterized. The coding region runs from base 1 to 1434 and encodes 477 amino acids. The transcript has 3 exons. The record is from RefSeq and is a predicted model, not a curated record. NCBI's taxonomy places the organism in Eukaryota, Fungi, Basidiomycota, Tremellomycetes, Filobasidiales, Filobasidiaceae.
AUGUUUGGUCCUUCACCGCCUUCGAGCAAGUGGUCUACGGAUCAUGUCCCUACAAGCGUCCUCGACCUGAUCGUGGAUCAUCUCGCUGUCUGGGCAAUUGAAGAGCACGAAUGCGAUCGCCCCACCUGUCACUUGUCGGCGAGUUACCCUGGCAAGAGCAACUUCACUCCCAUGUCGCCGGACUUGCGCAACAUGUCCCUUGUCAAUCAUGCUUUUCGCGGGAACGUCUUGAGCAGGAAGAUAUUCUCUAGCCUCAUGUUGGAGUCACCCGAAGAUAUGGCCAAUAUAAGGGCAAUGGUCAGAGCCCAGACUUUGUCCUUCGUUAAACAUAUCAUCUUGACCCGGAUCCACGAGUGCGAGGUCGAUCACACUGCUUGGGCUUCCGAGCGCAGUAAAAUCUUUGCCUUGUGCCCAAACGUGCAAUCCAUCCUCGAUGAAUCCGGUCAAGUCGCCUACUACCACGACUACCCUUUGCACGUCACCGAGCUCGAUCUCGUGCUCCAGUACGGCGAAAAGAUGCCGGUUCCAAUUCACCUUCCUGGGCUGCGGAAGUUGGUAAUUGCGAGCUCCCUGGCCGGACGUCUCGAAGCCGAUGGAAAUAUCGAGAUGGAUCGAUACACCAAAAAGGCCCUGAUCAUGUUACGCGACAUCGAGCGUAUCGACAACCUUCACUUGAACUUGCCGGGUACGGCUUCUCCAGGCGGUUGGGGUGCUCGUCGAUUGCCUCCCGAGUUGAGGACUUCGGACCCUUUGCCCAAGACAUUGAAGGAAGUGAAGACUUUGAAAAUCACGAUGCCGUAUUGUACGGUGGAUGGACAUACUCUGAGAGAGGCUCAUUGGUGGGCGUACUUGCGCUGGAUCUUUGACACCUCUCCCCGUAUCAAUCAUUUCAUCAUCACCAUGGACUGGCAUCUCAACUGCCACCUCAUUGACGAUCAUAACCCGCGAGACUUUCAGGAUCAUACCCCGCGAGACUUUCUGGAUUCGAUGAGCUUGCAACUCGUCAAAGCGGACAACCAGACGGGCAGGGUUUUUACGGACGGUAAUCCGACUACCCGAGAUAUGAGAGACUUUCUCGAGAUGGUUCUAGAGUUCUGCCCGGGGGCGCACAUGGUCCUGCUGGACUACAAGGCCAAUUCGCCAUCUCUUGGUGGCGGAUUCUCGGUCUCGCACAGCUUUCGAACGGUCAGGGCGGUCAAGAUGGCGACCCCGGGGUCUGAGCGGAUGAGCAUCUACCACACAGACCUGAUCGACAUCGAUUCGGUUCAAAUGGUCAUCGAUGACUGCAUGGAGUUUGCUCGACUUGGUGGAGGGCAUCUAGCCACGUCGGUAUAUAUGCAAAAGAUGUUGCCAGAAGGUCUGAAGGCAACCGAAUCACGAGCGAAGGCGAUGAUCGCUCAGCUCGAGGAGGUCCACCUGGAAGACACGGCGUAG